Molecule: messenger RNA, 1852 nt
Organism: Saprolegnia parasitica CBS 223.65
Lineage: Eukaryota; Oomycota; Saprolegniomycetes; Saprolegniales; Saprolegniaceae
Exons: 7
Coding region: 25-1809 (594 amino acids)
Source: RefSeq, a predicted model, not a curated record
CACCAACAACAACGCACAGCGGCGAUGGCGACGACCCGGUCCCAGCGCAAGACGUCGUUCUCGACCAAGUUUACGCCCGAGGUCGUCGGCCCCGGCGCAUAUGCCCCACCGGACCUGCUUGCCAAGACCGUCCAGCCCAGCUACUCGGCGUUUAGCAGCUCGGACAAGCGCAAUUUGAACAAGAACACGGGCACUUCGGCCAUGACGCCAGGCCCCGGGGCCUACGUCAAGGAUGCGGGGCAUGGCAACGGCACAGCCAUGAACGCCUUUGCCACUAAAGUGUCCCGGUUUGCACCGCAUGCCCCGGGGUCCUCCAUCUACAAAGCGUCGACCGUACAAGACAAUCCUGGACCAGGGACAUAUACGGCCGACAUUGAGCAGCUACCUGCGCCUGCGGCACCUGUGCCGUCGCGUCCGCAGCAGUUCAAUACACCGGGCAUGCAGCCGGGUGUGCCCACGAUUCCGCGAAAGGAUCAGAGCUACGGCUACACGGCCGAUGAGAACGGCGUCUUGAAGCGGCACACGGCGCCAGCGUCCACGUACUCGGGUUUGGGCCAAGACACGGUGGGGCCCGCGGGCUACAACGUGCGAAAGGAGCCGACAGCGGACAUGGCGACGACCGUGCCCAGUCUCAAGUCGACCGUGAAGCGCGAGGUCUGGGAAGAGCUCUCGCCGCGAAUAGAUGUGCCCGGUCCCGGCACGUAUGCGCCCAAGUUGCGGCCGCAGGCGUCACAGAGCGACCGGCCCAACGCUGUCUUUGCCUCCAAAGUGCCCAUUCUGCCAGAGCCGAGACGUAUCGAGAAGGAUCAGGAAAAAGCCAUUUUGCUGGCGCUCCAAGAGCAAAGCCACAAUCCAAAGCCCAAGGUCCAAGGCGUCAAGAAGGAGCAGUUUGGGUCCACGGCUGGCCGCGCCAACAUUGCGUCCAACAUGAACACACCGUUUAUUCAGCCCACGUACAACCAAACACCCGGACCCGGCACGUACGUCGACAAGAAGACGUACGACCAGCGGCGCCGGCUGCACUCGAAAAAGAGCUUUCGAGACGACGCGGUCGGGUUCCAAGCGAUCUCGGAGCGUCCGUGCUUGGCGAAAACCAAGCCCACCUAUGCCACCGGCCCGGGCUCGUACAACCCCGCCGGCCACGACCUCACACUCGAAAAGGCGGUGCGCCAGAAGCAACACGUGGGCCGCAACGGCGUCUUUGGCUCGACCACCGAGCGCUUCCUCUGGAACCUCACGCCCGAGGCGCUCGAGGCCGAAGAGCAGCUGCCUGGCCCCGGCAAGUACACAGCCGACGCCAAUAUUGUUGAGCCGGUGCCGCCGGGUGUGCGCCGCCAGCGCGUCUACACCUCGUCGUCCUUUCGUUCAACGACGAGCCGGUUUCCAAAGGGCCACAACCAUGCGCCGCAGUUCCAUAUCGUUGGCGAGUGCGCGGCGCCGGCCGUCGGCGACUACGACCUUGUUAACGUCCCAUCGCACCGCGUUGCGGUCAACCCAUUUCUGAAGGUCCCCUUCUUGAGCCAGGGUGCGCGCAGCGAGAUUGGCGCCGACACCAUGUACCGCGAAGUGCCAGGUCCCGGACAGUACGAGGUCGUCUCGCCGCGCGACCAAGUUGUUGGUGGUGCACCGAGCCACCGAACGCGCGGCAACACAAUCCGGUCCACGCUUCCUCUCCAGCAGCGCUUUGAGCGCAAGCCCACCAAGCCGCACCAGCUCAUUGGGCCUGGUGCGUACACGGUGCCCGGUACGGUUGGCGUCAAGACGUUCAACGUGACCAUGCGUGCGAGAAAUCAACAGCACGGAGGAUGAGCAUCGUCAUAGAUAAGAAAAUAAGUUGCGUCGUUACCCCGAG